Messenger RNA from Pogonomyrmex barbatus (red harvester ant), 3307 nucleotides. It is a transcript of the gene Ca-alpha1D, whose product is annotated as Ca[2+]-channel protein alpha[[1]] subunit D. Gene Ontology annotation, molecular function: high voltage-gated calcium channel activity. The record is from RefSeq and is a predicted model, not a curated record. NCBI's taxonomy places the organism in Eukaryota, Metazoa, Arthropoda, Insecta, Hymenoptera, Formicidae. Gene Ontology annotation, cellular component: voltage-gated calcium channel complex; membrane. Gene Ontology annotation, biological process: calcium ion import across plasma membrane.
AGCGCCUGUCCCACAGUAUGCCCGGAAGUCCCGCGGACCGGAAGCCGAACUUUGAGGUCAUCGGAAGCGCGGAGAGCCUCGUCGGUCGGGUUCUAGUGGAGCAAGGUCUGGGCAAAUAUUGCGACCCGGACUUCGUGCGGUACACAUCGCGCGAGAUGCAGGAAGCGUUGGACAUGACGCGAGAGGAGAUGGACCAGGCCGCGCAUCAGUUGCUCCUGCAAGAGCGACGCGGCCAACCGUUGUCGUACCAGCUGCAGCAGGGCGCGGAGCAGCCGCAGCAACAGCAGCAACAGCUGCACCCGUGGAGCAGCCAGCAGCAACAUCAGACCACGACCGGCAUUGGCUAUCAGCCGUUGCAGGAGCAGCCACCGAGUCAGCCGGUCUACCGUCAGCUGCACUCUUCCAGCUAUCGUCGUCGCAGCAGUAAUCGGCAGCAGCAGCAGCAACAACAGCAACAGCGACAACCGCCGUCCUAGCAGGACGAAAAGCCACUCGCCACGGCGCGAACCACGUCGUCCACCACGACGUAACCCGAAAACUCCCUACUCCCCCGUGUCGGGAGUAGUCGCCAAAUGAUCGAGGUCGCCAGUUAACAUGAAGUAACUGCGAGGAAUCACCAUUGAAGGACCACCGACGGGAUCUGAAUCGAUCGCGAGCUCGAUGGAUUCAGACCCAUGCGUGGAUUCGAUCGCCGUUGUUGUUGUUGCUCGAGGAGCACGAGGACGUUUUACAAACUGUUCUGAAUAUGUAUAGCGUAUACGUAGUUAGGACCGAGAGAUGCCACUCGAGAGCACAAAAUGCCGAUUUAGUCUAGAGGGGGAGGAAGUAGCGGGACGAAGUCGCGACGCGAAGGGCGACCGCUCGGCGUCGAGAUGUCCAUUCCGCGUGACACGCUCGGAUCAAACCCAAUAAACGCGCAUUUUCGUUUCGAGUGGAUAUUUUCUAAUCAAGCGCGGAUGUUCACCCGGCAUCCUUUUCAGUCACGCGAAUCGCUCGCGAUCAUCACUUGGCGCGGGUUGCGCGCAAGUCGCGAUCGAGCGAGGCAAGUUGCUGUUCGUUUAGGUACAAGAAUAUAUUAGGCUUUAAGAGAUGUAUUUUCGCCGCGAUGGGGAUAGGUCAAGACGAUCCAGGAGUCGUCGCGGCGCGGAGCUUUGUUUUAUGAAACGUCAUUUUACGAACGAUCGCGAGAUUAAGAUCGACGAAGCAUCCUGGGACCCGAGAGCUCCCGGCGGAAUUGAGUUUAUUUCUCUAGAAACAGUCCUCUAGAGAUUCACCAUUGUUCCCGUUUAACGUUGAUCUCCGUUUUCGGUUUUCGAGUCGUCUUGACCGAGGGCGAGUGCCACGUGUACCACGUGUAAAAGGUAGACGAAUUAAAAUAAAAGAAACUCGUGGGAAAUUGUAAAUUUCUCACACUGUGAAUCUUAUUAAGUUGGCUUCAUAAUUUAUAGAAAUAAUAUUUAACGAUCUACAUAAGAAGCAUACAAUUGGCAAUAAUUAAUCGAGAGUUCGAGAAGUGAAUUUCUUAUUCAAUUAUCUUAAUUCGUCUGUUUUUUAUAGCGAUCUAAUACCUUCUUUUACAAGACUCAUUACCUGUUUUAACUCUUUACGACACUUUAUAGAAUAUUUAUUAUUACCUUAUAAGUGUAAUCUGACGUGAGAACUUUUUACCAAACACCUACCACAAUUUCCUAUUGGAUAGUAAAAAUCUCUCUUCUAUACAAAUAAGCGCGAACGGAGGGAAUCGAAUGAAAAAAUGCUAUAAUAAAAAAUUCGAGUCGUAAAGGGUUAAAGGAGGUUGAAAAAAAAAAAUAACACGUCGGCGGAUGAUCGCUCUUAUUGUUCUCAUUAUUGAUUAAUCUCGUUGCCCUUGUUCUGAUAAUUACCGGUUACUAGCACGAUGAUUACAACUCAUGACUCAUACGUAUAUGGAUUCUAGAUGAGAUAACAAGUGCCUAAGUAUCUAUAACUUCUUUUGGACCAGAGAAAGACUUUUAUCAACUUAGACAAAGUAAAUGACUAUUAUUGCGAAUUAUUAUUGCGCGAAGAGAGAGAGUUGCGAGUCGAGUGUGUUGUACACUACUGACGAUAUGUUGUGACGAUAUAUAGAUAUUAUUAUUCGUAUUUGUAAUUGUGUACAUAGCACCGUUGCGCGCGUAUAUUUCCGCUGAGAUACGUGAGGAUGAAUGGCCAAUAAACUAGCGCUGCGAGAGAUUCGAGAUUAUAUAUUAAUAUAUAUAUAUAUAUAUAAAAAUAUAUAUAUAUUAUAUAUCUCUAGAUGGCAAUCUCUAUACAAAACGAGAGUAAGGGUGGGCGGGGACAUAACGGGGAUGGUGAGUAAAUGGGACGCACGCGGAUCUUUUCUCCCUUGGGGAAACAACGCGGCCAUUCAAUAUAUGAUUUUUAUUACAAAAAAUGUAAGCUCGGACGUGACGACGCGAGGAUCUAAAUCACGAAUCUCUUUCUCUCUCUUUCUUAACCCACGAUUACAUCCACUCAGGUGCAUGCUCAACGAUACGGAGAGCUUUAUAAAAAGCCAUUUCAUGAUUCCCAACAAUCUCAUCUCCGGGGACGCGUGUCGCUUGCGAAAAAUUUACGGUGGGUUUUAAUUAAUGAGAUAAACCGAAAAUUUCGCUUCAAUCGGCUGAUAUUUGAAAAUAUUCUGUUGUAAAAUAUUCUGUCUAUUGUGAAAAAUUAAUAACACUAAAGAAAAUUUGACGUUUAGCAAAUCUACUCAAAGACGGAAUUAAGUCAAUUAAAAUAAAAAUUAUAAAAUAACUUGAAAUUAUUCAGCUUUUACAUAUAAUGUAUAAUUGGAUAUAUCGAAAGUAAUAAUGGUAUGAAAUUGAGGUAAAAUAUGAAAGACAGUAGAAGUGAAAAGUUGCUCGAGAUAAUUUAAGACCCGUCUCCGUGAGAAAUCUCUGGAGUAAAUCGUUCGGAAAUAGCACGGGUCCUCUUUCACGCACAAAGAAUUUAUUCGUAAAAGAAUACAAUCGACAGAGAACCGCAACAGCCGCAACAAUGCAAUCUCAAACUUUUAACCCGAUCGCAAUAUGUAGAAAUCGCGUUUUGUGUGUUGUUCGACUGACUUUUGGGGUACGCAGAAACGUGAGAUUGGGAACCGGAGGAUGAUAAUAGACAUUAAAACUAAUUACGUAAAUGUUAACUUAUAGACGUUGACAAAUUUUUAAGCUCUCGUAAAUUUUAUAAGUACUCGUCAAUCGGCGUGGUUCUGGAGAUUUGUCGCGUAAUGCUUCGAUUUUUUUCCAUUUGUAUACAUAUGUCGAGUGGUAAGGAGGAGGAAAAAAAA